Molecule: messenger RNA, 2770 nt
Organism: Oncorhynchus kisutch (coho salmon)
Lineage: Eukaryota; Metazoa; Chordata; Actinopteri; Salmoniformes; Salmonidae
Product: cyclin-L1-like
Exons: 11
Coding region: 592-2223 (543 amino acids)
Biological process (GO): regulation of transcription by RNA polymerase II
Molecular function (GO): cyclin-dependent protein serine/threonine kinase regulator activity
Source: RefSeq, a predicted model, not a curated record
CACAAACAAAGACCACGUUUAUGGCGUCGUGUGGGUAAGCGGUUUACUGAUGAAAAUAGUGCCCCAUAAUGGUAGUGGGGCCAUGGAUAAGGCAGGCAUAUGCUUCGGACAACGAACACAAUUGCAUUUUAUCCAUGGCAAUUAUCCAUACCCUGACGAGAUCACUAUUGCCUUUAUAUUUUUGUUCAGUAUACAUUGUCGCAGUAAGACGGGCGGAUGGAUAUGUUCAAACGCUGCAUUUUAAAAAAAGAGUUCCCAGAAUUAUCGUCAUUGACAAUUCCAGACAGUUACCAAAAGUGACUUGCUUGCUAAGUGACUUGCUUGCUCCUUUCCAUCAUCCAUUCCCAUGGGAUUACAGACCAAAUUGUAUGCAAAAUGAUAUGACUAAUAUUAUAUAGCCUAUUGUAACAAAAAUGCCGUAAGGCACUUCAGCCAAAUGUAUGAUUCAUUGGAACUAUUUCAUUCCUGUCACAAAGUUCCGUGUACGUAUUGUGUACGUAGUUCAACAGCGCGCUGGCGUCAUCGAUUUGAUCAUCUCUCCUUUCUCGGUCGGUGAAGCUGUCCAGGCUCUCUGCGUUGUUGUGUCGUUCAAUGCUUUCAUUUGUGGCGAACAUGGCCGCUGUUCCAAUCUCCGCCGUUCCCAACACGUCCACGAACAACGAUGGGAUCCUUAUAGGCGACAGAGUUUACUCUGAAGUUUACCUCACUAUCAGCAACUCUCUCAUACCGGAGGAAAGGCUUCAGCCAACCCCGUCUAUGCUCGAUGGCCUCGACCUGCACACGGAGACCGACCUCCGUAUCCUGGGUUGUGAGCUAAUUCAAUCGGCUGGUAUUCUUCUACGAUUGCCACAGGUGGCAAUGGCUACGGGUCAAGUUCUUUUUCAUCGUUUUUUCUACUCUAAAUCGUUUGUCAAACACAGUUUUGAGAUUGUUGCUAUGGCCUGUGUCAACUUGGCGUCCAAGAUCGAGGAAGCACCAAGACGAUUCAGAGACGUCAUCAAUGUUUUUCACCAUUUAAAACAGAGUCACAGAGGCAAAAGGAGUGCAAGUUCAUUGAUUCUUGAUCAGAACUACAUUAAUACCAAAAACCAAGUGAUCAAAGCUGAACGGAGAAUCCUGAAGGAGCUGGGCUUCUGCGUACACGUCAAGCAUCCGCACAAGAUCAUUGUCAUGUACCUGCAAGUCCUGGAAUGUGAGAAGAACCAGACUCUGGUCCAGACCGCCUGGAACUACAUGAAUGACAGCCUUAGGACCAACGUGUUUGUGAGGUUCCAAGCUGAAACCAUCGCAUGUGCCUGCAUCUACCUGGCUGCCAGAGCUCUCCAGAUGCCUCUCCCAUCCAGACCUCACUGGUAUCUGCUGUUUGGAGCCACGGAGGAAGAGAUCAAGGAUAUCUGUAUCACCACCCUCAAACUGUACACCAGGAAGAAGCCGGACUAUGACCACCUGGAGAAGGAAGUGGAGAAGAGGAAGAUGUCUCUGCAGGAGGCCAAGCUGAAGGCUAAAGGGUUGAACCCCGAUGGGACCCCAGCUCUGUCCAACCUGGGAGGCUUCUCUCCUGGAUCCAAACCCUGUUCCCCCAAUGUAGUGAAGGUGGAGGAUAAAUCUCCAAACCUCCAGGCCCUCAACCCUGUAAAGAAAGAGCCAAACAGCAGAGCCCAGGGCUCCAAGAGCCCACACAACGGGUUGAGGAAGGAGGUGAAGAUUGGAAGGAACAAUGGGAGUGGAUCUCGUUCCAGAACUCGCUCGCGAUCACGCUCCCCGCGCAGACAUUACAACAGCCGACGCAGUCGUUCUGGGACCUACAGUUCUCGUUCCCGCAGUCGCUCUCACAGCCGCAGCCCCUCACCCCGACGACAUCCGCCCUCCCCCCUCCUCCCACAUCUCAAGUCAAAGCCCGGCCACCAUGGCAACAUCGACCCCAAGCCAUCGAGUCGUCAUAGCAGCAGCGGAGGAGGGGCUCACAAGAGGAAGAGGUCCAGGUCGCGCUCUGCCAGCAAGGGAGAGAGGGAACGGGGGAGGGAGCGGGACAGAGACCGCAGCACGUCGGACCUCUCCUCGGCCAAGAAGCACAAGCACGAGAGAGGUGGUCCUGGGGGAGGACAUCACCGUGCAGACAGGAGGGAUCGGUCCAGGUCGUACGAGCGGGAGCGCACCCACAAGGGCAAACGCCAUAGCAGCAGCAGCGGCGGACACUCGGGUCACGGGCGCCACCGCCGCUGACCAGGGUCGGGUGGAGGAACCUCCGCUCCUUAAUGCAGUUUUGUCUAUUUUAUUUUUGUUCUGCUUUCCCACCCCAAUCCUUCCAUUCAAACCUCUUUUUUUAAGUUUAAAUGUAAAAUGAUGGACUUGGAGAGAACGUAUUUACAGUGUAAAGAUGGUUAACUGCUGAUUUAUUGACAAUGCUUUGAUUUAUAAAAGCGACACUUCAGUGGUAGAAGGAAUAAAUGUGUAUUCAACAAUAAAAGAAUCAUUCAGGAAAGACGUCGAUAGUUUUUUUGCUCAGUGGACUGAAGCAGACUUCCGGGUUCUGUGUUGGCUCAUGCCAUUGGUCAAAUGUGCGUUCGCUAAAACAGUGUUCUGUACAGAUGCAAAGGACCUACUGGGCUUCUCUAGAAAUAGACCAUAUUAUUAUUUUUUACAGCUGGAUUGCAGACUCUUGAUUUCAGAACCUUUUUUUUUUUUUUAGGAUCGUGGUGAAUUUGUUACACUGGUUUUUAGUCUGCAUGUGUUCAUGUCUGAUUUUUACACAAUAAAAAAUAAAACCAUU